GGAACAUUGGAUUUUUCUUGCCACGAUUUUCAGUGGAAAGCAAGGGUCCAUCAAAUCAAGCAACCACUGAUGCCCGCUCACUCAAGAAACUGAAACAAUAAUCCGAAACCAGGAGUGGUAAUUGGCAAACCAUGGAUACAUUUGACAAGCUGAAACUGGCUUCGUCGUCUCUGGGCGAGAGACUGAAGGCCGGAGGGGCCGAGAUGAGCCGGAAAUUAAGCACCAAAGUGAAGGAGAUGUUGCAAGCGCCGACACCGGAGUCUAAGAUGGUGGACGAAGCGACGUUAGAGACGAUGGAGGAGGCCAACUGGGGGCUGAAUCUCCGGAUCUGCGCCAUGAUCGGCCGCGAGGAGUUCAGUGGCGCAGAGGUGGUGAAGGCGAUCAAGAGGAAGCUGCAGCAGGGAAAGAGCGCGGCGAGCCAGAGGCUGAGCCUGGAUCUGCUCGAGGCCUGCACUUCCAAUUGCGAGAAGGUCUUCUCCGAGGUCGCCUCCGAGAAAGUCCUCGAUGAUAUGAUGCGGAUGAUUGAUGAUCCCAAGACUGACCACGAGAACCGGGUGCGGGCUAUGCAAUUGAUUAGGGCCUGGGGCGAGUCUGAAGAGCUCAAUUACCUGCCCGUGUUCAGCCAAACUUAUUUGAACUUGAAGACCAGGGUACCUCCAGAAAUGCAAGAUGGGAACACUUUUCCUAUGCAAUACCCCUUGGAGUCAUACGUUAAUCAACGGCCGAUACCAGCACCUGAAAAUUACCCUUUUCCCAACACGGCGAAUCAAGAGCACCCCGGCUCUCUUACUUAUGGUGGUGGGUCUGUUGAAGAAAAGAGGGAAUUCCUCGUGAUUGCACGAAACAAUUUGGACCUCUUUUGCAGCAUACUGAACUCUGAAGUUGAUCCCAAACCAAUCAAGGAAGAUUUGGCCGUAAGCAUUCUGGAAAAUUGCAAGCAGUCGCUUGCUGUUACUAAGAGGAUCAUAGAGAACACAUCUGAUGAUGAGGGGAUGCUAUUUGAGGCUUUGAACCUUCAUGAUGAAAUUCAGAAAGCCAUUUCCAGAUACACGGAAAUGGAAGCAGCCCUAGACUCAGGAGGAGGAUGGCCUAAAACAACCGAGGCUGGAAGUGAAGAAGUGACUAGAGAUGCAAUGGGUUCAGGAGGUGAUGUUGAAAGGAAAGCAGUUAGUGAUGCCGAUGUCAUAGAACCCAGUAUUCAGCAGCUAGCCAGAGCUUCAAGCACUGCCCAUGGAGUAGAUUCCUCACAAGAAGAGAGCUCUGGCCAUGAAGCAGUUAAGCCAGAUUUUCCAGUGAAUCAUAAGGUUUAGUUGCUGCCUAAUUCACUCUGAUCCGGUUGUCUUAAAGUCAGUUUGACAUAGGGGCUAGUUUUAUGGUGUGUUUGGACUUCGGUGGGAGGGGUAGGAGAGUGAUUCCCUCCCUUUGGUUCAAACAUAUUUUCUUUAAUGUGUUGCCCAACCCUCCCCCCAUCCCUCCCCUCUUCUCCAAAUGUUCAUGGGAGGAUGGGAGAGUGAUAUUUUUGGGUUCCGCGUUUUAAGUAUGUUUUGCACCAAACACACCCUAAGCAGAAAUAAAAUUAUCUGAAAUUCAGCAUUGAAUAGCUUUAGUGAAAUAAUAGUCACAGUGGCCUUGGUGGAACUUCAAGUUUUUGGAUUUGUAACUACUAAAUAACGACUAAACGAACAGUGCGACU
Molecule: messenger RNA, 1693 nt
Organism: Cuscuta campestris
Lineage: Eukaryota; Viridiplantae; Streptophyta; Magnoliopsida; Solanales; Convolvulaceae
Source: the annotation of a GenBank genome assembly